Molecule: messenger RNA, 1205 nt
Organism: Aptenodytes forsteri (emperor penguin)
Lineage: Eukaryota; Metazoa; Chordata; Aves; Sphenisciformes; Spheniscidae
Gene: RIOX1
Product: chromosome unknown C14orf169 homolog
Exons: 1
Coding region: 201-1163 (320 amino acids)
Cellular component (GO): nucleolus
Molecular function (GO): histone H3K4 demethylase activity; histone H3K36 demethylase activity
Source: RefSeq, a predicted model, not a curated record
AGGUGCACUUCGGGACUCACCUGGACGUGACCAGCUACGCCGAGGGGGUGCGGGAGACGCACAACCCGUCCGGCCGGGCCCUGCCCGCCGUCGUCUGGGACUUCUACCAGAACGGCUGCUCCCUGCGGCUCCUCAGCCCCCAGGCCUUCUCCCCCACCGUCUGGCACUUCCUCUCCAUCCUGCAGGAGCACUUCGGCAGCAUGGCGGGGGCCAACACAUACCUGACGCCACCUGGGACGCAGGGCUUUGCCCCCCACUAUGAUGACAUCGAGGCCUUCGUGCUGCAGCUGGAGGGGAAGAAGCACUGGCGCGUCUACAGCCCCCGGACAGAUGCAGAGGUGCUGCCCCAGUUCUCCAGCGCAAACCUCACACAGGCUGAGCUCGGCGAGCCCAUGCUGGAGACGGUGCUGGAGGCCGGGGACCUGCUGUACUUCCCCCGAGGCUUUAUCCACCAGGGUGACUGUCUUCCUGACGCGCACUCGCUCCACAUCACGGUGUCCUCCUACCAGAGGAACUCCUGGGGGGACUUCCUGGAGAAGCUCCUGCCGGCUGCUCUGCAGAUGGCCCUGGAGGAGGACGUGGAGUAUCGGCGAGGGCUUCCCAUGGACUACCUGGGGUACAUGGGGGUCACCAACUCGGACGCAGUCGACGCUCGCCGAACAGCCUUUAUGGGGAAGGUGCAGAGCCUGAUAAAGAAACUUGUUGACUAUGCACCCAUUGACGCUGCCGUGGAUCAGAGAGCCAAGUCGUUUCUUCAUGACUGUCUCCCCCCAGUGCUUACACAAAGUGAAAAGGCGCAGAGCAUGUACGGCUUCCCGGCCCGGUGGCAAGAUGGAGGGCCCUGUGAUGUUGAUAUACUGAUAACAAAAGACACACAAGUACGUCUCCUCCGCCAUGGCAUCAUUAGAUUGUGUAAUGAAGAAGCAGGUGUGAUGCUGUAUUACACGACAGAAAACUCAAGAGUGUAUCACAAGGAAGAACCCAAGUUCCUUGAGAUAGAUCCCGAGUACACAGACAGUAUCGAAUUUCUCCUGUCUUCCUAUCCAAACCACGUCAGUGUGGAUACCCUUCCAUGUGAAACCUUGGAGGACAAGAUUUCUCUAGCCACACUCCUGUUUGAGAAGGGCAUUCUGACCACAAAGAAGCCUCUGGUGCAAGUGUAACUCUUUAUUUUUUAACAAAAUAAACAUACAUUUGUUUAGAAA